UAUGACAAUGGGAGGGUUUCCAGGUGUUAAAGUCUGGAGGCCAGGAGAUAAAUAACAGACCCCGGAGAGGGACAGAGUGAGGGUGUGCUGGUCAUUUGGUGUGUGAUGGUGACACUGGAGAUGUUCUGAUGCUGUUUGGAUCCGUUUUGAGCAGAUCUGGGGGUUUUGCAAGCGCGCGGAAUUAUGAAUCACCUGUACAGGUUCCUUCUGUCUGCUGUGGUGGUUUGUCAGGCGGUUCCGUCGGAUUCAGGUAAAAGUCGGGGUUUUACGUUGUUCAUGUUGGGUUUUCACAGCUUCUUUCUAACACGGAUUCGUGGGUCUCUCUCAGGCUGUGAAGGAGCAGAAUGUGGGAAAGCUGGAGUCGCUGGAAAGCCAAAACAGCACGGAGAACUCUUGAAUAAGUUCAAUGAAAUGAACACGCACACGCCGCAACGUCAGCACCAGAACGCCGAGGCCGUGUUACCGUUCAUAGGACUAACCGGAGUUGCUAAACAAAGUCGUACCUGCUGUAAGAACGGUGGAACAUGCAUUUUGGGAAGCUUCUGCGCCUGUCCGAAGCACUUCACCGGCCGGAGCUGUGAAUACGACGAGCGCCUCAGAGAUUGUGGUGUUAUUCCACACGGAGAAUGGGUUCAGAAAGGAUGCUCGUACUGCAGAUGUGGAUAUGGACUUCUGCACUGCUUCCCACAUGUUUUCAGCAAAGACUGUGACGAUUCUCAGGAAGUUCAGUGGCACCGUUCAAGCUCCCCCAGAACACGGUCGUCUUCAAUCGUCGUGUUUGUUGCCUGUAUUUUCCCCUUUCUACUGCGAGUUAGUUUGCUUAACUAGGUCUCGUACAUCAAUGCUCUAGACUUAGAAAUAUAACACAGCAGAGAUGAAGAUGUUUAUUUCCUCUGACAUUUAGGGAAGCAUUUAUUGGUGGCACUGAAAUGUGUUUUGCUUCCAGUGGAAGUGUAACUAGCUGUGUUAAAAGCAACUGUUUAGUGAAGGAACAUAGGAUUUAUAUUG
Carassius auratus (goldfish) is the source of this 1008-nucleotide messenger RNA. Its product is annotated as cryptic protein-like. The record is from RefSeq and is a predicted model, not a curated record. NCBI's taxonomy places the organism in Eukaryota, Metazoa, Chordata, Actinopteri, Cypriniformes, Cyprinidae. The transcript has 5 exons. The coding region runs from base 184 to 828 and encodes 214 amino acids.